UCAAAACUAUGAUUGUCGCCCUUGCUAAAAUACUCUCUUCAAAGGAGAAUUUAGCCGGCAUUUGGGAAGUUAGAUGUGGCAAUUUUUUGACAGGCAGUGUGAAGUAUUUUACCCAAAACUGACAAUUGUACAGACAAUAUGCCGCCAAAAGGAAAACAAGGAACUAAGGGGCAAAAACAGAUUGAAACAGAGAACAAACAGACAUUGUCAUUUUACAUGUACAUUGUUCUUUGUGUAAAUGUAUUAUUUUAUGGUGUCCAGUAUAUCCUAUUCAGCGAAUCAUUUACAACAUUUUACAUUGUAUUAUCAUUGUUGGCACUAUGUGUUUAUGGAGGUUGUUACAAGUUCAUGAGCAGUAUGGCUGGACAGGGAAUAGACAUAAAUAUGGAAUCUGGAAUGGCAGAGCAUGCAAAAGAUGUGUUAUUAUUGACAGCCAUUGUUGAAACCUUAGCAUUGAUCUCAAAUUAUUUCUGGUUAUUUUGGUUUGUUGCACCUGGCAGAGCAUUUUAUUUACUUUGGGUUAAUAUAUUAUCCCCAUGGUUCUUCCAAGAAGCUCCGGAAGUUGACGAAAAGAAGCAGAAAAAAAUGGACAGAAAACUAAAACGACAACAACGAUGAAAUUUUAGUUUUUAGGCAUCAAAGAAACUUUUAUUAUUGACCCUCUAAAUUAUUUGGGAAUUUUACAGUUGUGUGAUACCAUGAAAUUCAAAUGCACUCUUGAAAGUUUUCGUUGAAAUUUAUUCAUGCAUAAUGCUUGAUUAAAGAGAAAAGGAUGGAUAUUGAUUGGAAAUAAUGUUCAAAAAAUUAUUUCUGCUGGGCAGAAGUUUCAGGCAGCAAGUGUUGUCAAGAUUUCAUGAAAAUGGCAAUUUUUUAGGGGAACUUAAAUUGAAUUUUUACCUCACUGUUAAUGUGACAUGAAAUCAUCAAAGCAAUAUCAAUGAAAUAAUUUUAUGACUUUUACUCAUGUUUUACUAUUUUGUUAUACGUUUUUAUAAGCAAUGCAUUUGUCAAGUUAUUUAUCACACUAUUUUGGUUGCUUGAAACUACUUGAUAGAUUAUUGUUGGAAUAUUCAUUCAAACAUUACAAGAAAGAGCAACUAAACACACCAGUGGCAAGUCUUUCUAUAUUGCAUGUUGUCUGCUAGUUUACUUUUAAAAAGUUAACUGUCUGGUUAGUGUUUGUACUCAGGUGUCAAAUUGAGGGCACAGAUAAGCAUCUAGUGGGUUAUAUUCCAAAAGCAAAGCUGAAAUGGUGCCAUAUUAUCAUAAAACUGUUGAAGAAUCAAAGAUCAUGAUGAAAUGAUUUUUUAUGGAUAUUUUUGUAGGACAUGUGUUACUUAAUGGCAUAUGUUAUAUGGAGAAUAUGAUUUUAUUCAAGGCAUAUAAAUAUAAUUCUUGAAAGGGCAAUAACUUCUUUCAUGGUUGGAUGAGCAGGGGUGUCUGGCAGCCGCAGUCUUAUCCAUCAGUGUAGCUGGAAAAUCCACCUGUUGACAUGCAAAGUGUCUUGAAAUGCAUUAAAAAAAUUGAGUAUUAAUUUGAAAAUGAUAAAAAAAGUUGUAUACUGAUGCUGAGAUAUUGUUUGGUGUUGGCCAAGUUAAGCAUAUAUACAGGUAUUGUUAUUUUCAGGGUUCUUUUAAAAAAAUAUACUUCUUGUAUCUUGUUAACAGUUGUCUUUGAACUAUUAUUAAAUAAAAUUUGUACAUGUGUAUGAAAUGUUUUAAGUAAUUGGUUCAGUGGAUUUUUGACUUCUCUUGGAUGACAGGAUACAUGUUUCAUUUGAACCUUGGCCUAAGUCUAUACAAUUUAUGUUUGAAAUAUUUUAUUGUCAUUCCCUUUAAUUACAAUUUGUUUUCACAUUUAUGAUAUGAAUAAAGAUUUUAUGAAAAACUAA
This is a messenger RNA of Ruditapes philippinarum (Manila clam), 1891 nucleotides long. Its product is annotated as transmembrane protein 208-like. Gene Ontology annotation, cellular component: intracellular membrane-bounded organelle. The coding region runs from base 139 to 618 and encodes 159 amino acids. Gene Ontology annotation, biological process: vacuolar protein processing. The transcript is spliced from 6 exons. Lineage: Eukaryota; Metazoa; Mollusca; Bivalvia; Venerida; Veneridae. The record is from RefSeq and is a predicted model, not a curated record.